CUUGCUCUCUUCCCAACCGUCUAUCUAUCGGCAGGAACUGCAACAGCUUUAAUUCUAAUAGGAGGGGAGACCAUGAAACUAUUUUUUCAGAUAGUUUGUGGUCCCUUAUGUUCAUCAAAUCCCCUAACAACAGUAGAGUGGUAUCUAGUGUUCACUUCACUAUGUAUCGUUCUAUCUCAGCUCCCAAACCUCAAUUCAAUUGCAGGACUUUCACUCGUUGGAGCCGUGACAGCCAUAACUUACUCCACAAUGGUUUGGGUCCUCUCUGUAAGCCAGCCAAGGCCACCCACAAUUUCUUAUGAGCCAAUUACAUUGCCAUCCUCUUCGGCUUCUGUCUUUGCAGUCUUGAACGCUCUUGGUAUUGUAGCCUUUGCUUUCAGGGGGCACAAUUUAGUUCUGGAGAUUCAGGCAACAAUGCCAUCAACCUUUAAACACCCAGCUCAUGUGCCCAUGUGGAAAGGAGCCAAGGUUGCCUAUUUCUUCAUUGCAAUGUGUUUGUUCCCUGUUGCAAUUGGUGGCUUUUGGGCUUAUGGAAACCUUAUGCCUUCUGGAGGGAUUCUCAAUGCCUUGUACGGAUUCCACAGUCAUGACAUCCCUAGAGGACUUCUUGCAAUGUGUUUCCUCCUAGUUGUGUUUAAUUGUUUGAGCAGUUUCCAGAUAUACUCAAUGCCUGUAUUUGACAGUUUUGAAGCUGGUUACACUAGUCGUACCAACCGUCCCUGCUCGAUUUGGGUCCGGUCUGGUUUCCGAGUUUUCUACGGAUUCAUCAACUUCUUCAUAGGAGUGGCACUCCCCUUCCUCUCCAGUCUUGCCGGGCUACUAGGAGGACUCACACUUCCAGUCACAUUUGCCUAUCCUUGCUUCAUGUGGGUUCUCAUUAAGAAGCCUACAAAGUACAGCUUUAACUGGUAUUUUCAUUGGAUCUUGGGUUGGCUGGGGAUUGCGUUUAGUUUGGCCUUUUCCAUUGGAGGCGUGUGGAGCAUGGUCAACAAUGGACUUAAAUUGAAGUUCUUCAAGCCGCCUAAUUGAUGUUUCAAUGGCCCCUGCUUCAUAAUUCUUCAAAUUUUGUUAAGAAUGUUAUAAACACUGUUGCUUUGCUGCAAAUUAAAUACGUCUUGUGCGUACAUAUUCGUGUUCUUUUGUGGCACAUGGUUAAAUGGUGUAAUGGUUGGGAAGUUUGUUCUGGUUCUGUAACAGAUAACUUUAUAUACUUACAUAGCCCUUCCACCUGA
Messenger RNA from Prunus avium (sweet cherry), 1232 nucleotides. Lineage: Eukaryota; Viridiplantae; Streptophyta; Magnoliopsida; Rosales; Rosaceae. The record is from RefSeq and is a predicted model, not a curated record.